AUGGUACCUUGCGGAUGCUAUGGAAACGAAGGCACAAAAGUUGUAAAUUUGACGAAGUUCUUGAUCAACAAUAAACUAAAGAAGAACUGCUUGUACCUGAAGUUUUCAAACAAUUGCGUGCAGGAGACGACGUACGCGCUGUGGUUGAAGAAACAGCGCGAAGGACUGCAUCAAAAGACAGCGAUUCACCUCGAGUCUCAAGCUCACAAAUGUCGCUCCUGUGGCGGGGGAGCUUUUCUGCCGUACAGCAAAAAUACUGAACAGGAAUCAAGCGGAGGAAGAAGUGCAAUGAGCACUGGUCGAAGUGCAGUUCACUUCAGUUCUGAUGCUGCAAAGCGUCGCUCCAGUCGACUGAUCCGCGAGAAAGUUCAAGAACAAGUUGCUCCGGUACUGAUGACCUCAGGCGAGGUGGAUAGCAGAGAUUCAGCCGACAGGACGGGUCCUGAUCCAUUAUUACUGUCGUUUGUUGAAAAUGCAGCAGGCACGUCGAGUAUGAGAUUAGAAACAGUUGCCACAGAUUCUAAGACGGACAUUGAUUUACAUGACACAAAACAAGCUUUGGCUGGCGUGAAUAUGGCCCGGUGUGAAUGUGCCGAUAUUCUAGCCUCUGUCUUUCCCCAGCUGGUGAUGCAUUGGAGUGCAGCCGGGAAUAAACUGAAGACAUUUCGGUAUAUGACAGAGUCUGGUGCAGCGGCUCUGGCUACUGCCAACAACAUGCAAGCCUUGUCUUACUUACAUGACGUCCAGGACAUGCUGCAGAAGGAAGGUCAGGAUUUCGUGGCAAAUAGAGAAGAAAAAGCGAGAGUAGAAAGUCUCAUAGGACAGGCGUUGCUUGGCAUGAAUCGCCUGGAUGCUGCCAUUGUUCAUCUUUCAGCAGCGCUCAAAGAACUCGGCGUACGUCAGCCGGUGACGCAACCUCAGAUAUUGCUGCGUAUCUACACGGAGCUAUUGCGGCAGGCAUUCGGGCGGAGGAUACGAGACGAUGAACUUCAAUGCGGGAUUGAUUACGAAGGUAUCUUGCUGGAACAAGCACGAUGUUUCUUUCAUCUUUCUCAUGUCUAUCAUAACGAAGGCCGGCAUAGAGAAUCAUUUAUGGCUGCUUUGCAAGAGUUGAACGCCGCAGAAAAGAUCGGCAGCAAUUUUCACGAGCUCCUCACUGCGUAUUCAUCUGUGAUUGAGUGUUCGGGGCUUCUCUCGUGGGCAAAGUACGCUGAGAAGUUGGAAGUAAUAGCUGUUAAUAGAUGCAAGAAAGAAUCGUUCUUUGUAUCUCUCGAUGAUCUCAUCACAUUCUCAAAUUUCUACUCCGUCGUCUGUACAUUCCGAUUUAGCAGAGGUCGAAUGCACGACGCCGCAGCUGCAGGUCUUGAAUCAUUGUCGUUUGCUAACAAGAUAAACGAUCAUAUGUUGAAAAUCAAUUGCAUUCCUUCGCUGUCACAGUGCUUGAUUCUUAUGUCAAGGAUCGACGAAUGUCACGACGUCUUAAAAGAGUUGAAUUAUGCAGCUCGUGAAAAAGACGAUCUCCAUGGACGCGCGUUGUAUUUCUGUAGUUGCUUUGAUCUCAUCUUGGAGACAGGUCACGUACUGGAGACCUUGGACGAUUGUCUUCAGUUCACUGCUCAAACGUCAGUGGAUCCACGCCUCACAUGGGACGUGAUCGUGAAAUACUAUCUUAAUGCCUCCUUGCUUCUCUGGCAUGCGCGAUGCGAGGAUUGGGAACAAGCUGAGAAAAUAUUCAAUCUUUUGAAAGCUACACAACCUGCGGAGUUUGAGGUGGUAAUAGCAGCCAGAGGAUUCGUCAAAGUUGCGGAAUAUCAUUUGUUGUGGUUUAGAAAGAAUUACGAAGACAAGACACUGAGAGGAAUAUGCAAAAAGGUGUUAAAACAACUCUCUCUAAUGUGCAGCCGUUUCCUUGUGUUGAAACCACGCUACUAUCAUCUAAAAGCUUACUUUAGCUUGCUGUGUGGAAAACACAGUAAAUCAAGACGGCGUUUCCUUCCACGAUGCAUUGAGCUCAGUACACAGAUGGGAAUGACAAUGGAAGCAGAAUGGGCAAUAUUGAGCAAACAUGAAUGGUUCGACAAGAAGGCAAACUCUGCCGUAGUUUCGCCGUACAAUGGACAUGCAAAGUUUCCUUUGCCCAAGUUAUUAUUGAAUGCUUAG
Molecule: messenger RNA, 2160 nt
Organism: Dendronephthya gigantea
Lineage: Eukaryota; Metazoa; Cnidaria; Anthozoa; Malacalcyonacea; Nephtheidae
Product: adenylate cyclase type 10-like
Exons: 15
Coding region: 1-2160 (719 amino acids)
Cellular component (GO): cytoplasm
Molecular function (GO): adenylate cyclase activity
Source: RefSeq, a predicted model, not a curated record